Molecule: messenger RNA, 1702 nt
Organism: Apus apus (common swift)
Lineage: Eukaryota; Metazoa; Chordata; Aves; Apodiformes; Apodidae
Gene: RAD51AP1
Product: RAD51 associated protein 1
Exons: 9
Coding region: 59-1117 (352 amino acids)
Biological process (GO): interstrand cross-link repair; double-strand break repair via homologous recombination
Molecular function (GO): double-stranded DNA binding; single-stranded DNA binding
Source: RefSeq, a predicted model, not a curated record
AUCUGCCGAGCCAGCGCUGGAAGAGGGAGGGAACGGGCCGAGAGCGCCGUUACCGGAGAUGGCCUGGCCGGCGCGGCGCUGCGGGAGGCGGUGCGGGAGGCCGUGCGUGGGGCGGUGCGGGAGGCGCUGCGAGCAGGGCGCGGGUGCCGGGGCCCGCCGCUUCGGGAACAAGAAAACCGUUGAUUAUUCUCAAUUUGGGGAUUUAGGAGAUGAUGAUGAAGACUUUGCGUAUAUAGCUGCACCUUCAAGCAAAAAAUCAAGAACACAGCUCAAGGACCCAAAGAAGGAGAAAAAAGAGAAGCAAAAAAAGCCACUUGAAUUGAGUAGUUCACAAAAGCAGACACCUACUAAAAGGAUAUCCUUGGAUGACAAACUUUAUCAAAGAGGUUUAGAAGUUGCCUUAGCCUUAUCCCUCAAAGAAAAAUCUGCAAAUAUCCUUGAGGUGCAAAAUUCAGAAGAGCAAGGAAAGAAUAUUGAAUCAGAAGAUGUACAUGGGAGACCUGCUUUUUCCAACUGCAGUGUAGACAGGGAACUUUUAUGUCUAAAUCAGGUUAUGGAUGGUGAUGAAUUUAAGGCUUACUGUAGCCAAAGGACAGCAGCAUCUAAAGUUCCAGCACAUCAGAAGUUCCUGACCGUUGACAGUGAUGAUGGAGAGCAUGCUACUGACUCUGAGCCAGAGUCUGUACCCAGUGAGGAGUCAGAAGAUUCAAAUUAUAGUGAAGGUGAUGAUGAAGACUUUGCUAUGGAAAAAAAGAAAGCCAAAGGAAAUAAAAAGAAAACGAAACAAAAGAUGCCAUCUGAAAGAGAGAAAAAAAAUCCCAAAUCUGAGAUUAACACUACAGUAUCACCUGUAGUGUCUCCUUCCUGGAUAAUGGAACAAAAAUCUGAGCCAACACAAAAAAUUAUGUCCGAUUCUUCAGAACCAGUUGGGAGGCCUUUACAUACAUCGAGUCCUGUAACAGUCAAGAGGCCUAAAUGGAUACCACCAGCUGCAUCAGGUAGCAGUAAUAACUCUAUGAAAUAUGGUUCUGUUAAGUCACCAACUCAGUGUCUUAGACUUGGCCUCUCCAGACUAGCAAGAGUCAAACCACUGCAUCCCAGUGCUACCAGCAGCUAAGUGGUCAGUGACAACGCGCCACACGAAGGAGAAGACUUCAGAAAGUGUUUUGCUUGUAAAUGGAAGAUGGGCAGAUAAAGCUUUGUGGCAUUGUCCAUCUUAGAGGACUGUUUUUAUGUACAUGGCUAAUACUAUCACAAGUUUUUAUUCUGCAAAAUGCUGGGCAUCCUUAAGUGCUACUAAAUAAUAACAUUAUUUAGUCGAGGUGACAUCUGAGUCACCAGCUUUGUGAUGUAUUAUACUCAGAGGUCUGGGUUUGUAAUAAUUGGAAUUCUCUGAUAAUCUAAACUCCUGGCAUUAAAAUAGUCUAGACAGCACUAUGUCAGUUAGAGAAUUCAAUAUCUCAAAUCUAUUCUUAACACAAGUGAAAGUAACAAUUUGAACAAUUUUUCUUUUAAGAGUGAAUGUAUCACUCUCUACCCCCUUGGAAAGUUUGUCACCACUCUUUCAAAACCUAUUAAUGUUUGCAUGUCUUACCAUGUCAAUUUUAAUAAAUUUUUAUGUAUUAAAGAUAUAAGAAAUGUUUUUUGGGAUGUUGUAUUUUAAAAAAUAAUCAAAAUAAAAUAUUUUGUAUAGUACCAUUUA